This is a messenger RNA of Gastrolobium bilobum, 1018 nucleotides long. RefSeq lists its product as uncharacterized. NCBI's taxonomy places the organism in Eukaryota, Viridiplantae, Streptophyta, Magnoliopsida, Fabales, Fabaceae. The transcript has a single exon. The coding region runs from base 206 to 766 and encodes 186 amino acids. The record is from RefSeq and is a predicted model, not a curated record.
UCAAAACUUCCAUGAGACAAUCAUUUGAGAGUGAGGUUCCCAUACCGGUUUAUAUUCCAUUACUAGCACGCAGCACCCACGAAAUUUCACUGUCACUACUCAAUAACACUAACACACAUCCCUUAUGAACCAACCCCACCCAUCAUCAUAACUAACUCUACUCCCUGUUUCAGUGUAUCCUUACUCUCUGUGGCUGCGAGUCGUCAUGAGUGAUGAUGAUCGUGCAACCAUGACGACAACGUUGGAGAUCGUCGUUGUCUCCGCUGAAGGCCUCGACAAAUACUCCUCCUCCUCCUCCUAUUUCAUCACUCUCGUCAAGCUCCCCAACCACGCGGUGUGCCAGCACGAUGGGGGAGGAGGAACACGGGAGCACAUGUUCCGCGUCCCAGUGGAUCCCACCUUCUUUUCCGACAGACAUUCGUGCCUACAUCUUCAGCUAUACAACAAGCGCCGGAUUGUGGGUCCCACACAACUGGGCUGGUGUCUGAUUCCGGUCACAGACAUUGGCCUCCUCCCCCAUGAUUCCGUACGCUACCUCAGUUACCGGCUACGGACUAGAGACGGUUCCAGGAGCCACGUCAUCAUCAACCUCUCCGUCAGAUUGCAGGGCUCAUGUUCCUCUGUUCCGUGGCUCACGUCACCAUCUCUGGUGGACACUGUUAUUGGGAUACCCGUGACAGCUGCUAGGGGAAUUGGCUACGGUGAUUGCAACAGUUCCACACGCACCACGCGCCGUGGUCACUGGAAGGUGGAGAAAGAAUUAUAAAUAAUUAAUGAAAAAAAUGGAUCACAGUUUGGACUUUGCAGUGUGGAUUAGAAUUUUGGAGGUGGAUGUUUAUCUAAUCUCAUAGGUGGGACCACCCUCACAAAAAGAAGUAACUCUGUGUCUUUGCCCUUUGGUCUUGGCAACUUAAUCCGUUUGCGCAAUUAUCAACUUUUUUUUUUUUUUUUGAGAAAGUUCUAUUUUGUGUUUUGUGAAAAAUAAAGAGUUAUAUUUUCUUUUCUUGGUUUCAUCUCU